AUGGCGACGGGAGGCGGCGGGAGGCGGCGGAGGGCGGCGGGGCUCCCGGGACUGUGGUGCUGGAGGAGCUGCUACGUGCCGCUGCUGCUCUGGGUGGUGUCGGUGUGCGGGGAGGAGAAGACGUUCAUCGUGGAGACGUGGCUGAAGAACUACGGCUACCUGCUUCCUCAUGACGUCCGCACGUCGGACCUGCGGCAGGAGAAGGCCAUGCAGUCGGCCGUGGCGGCCAUGCAGCGCUUCUACGGCAUCCCAGUGACCGGAGUCCUGGACCAGACCACCAUCGAGUGGAUGCGGCGGCCUCGCUGUGGCGUCCCCGACCAUCCUCACACCAGCCGCCGGCAGAGGAACAAACGCUACGCUCUGACCGGACAGCGGUGGCGGGACAAGAAGAUCUCAUACAGCAUAUCCAACUUCACCCCCAAAGUGGGCGAGAAGGACACCCAGCGAGCGAUUCGACAAGCCUUCAACGUCUGGCAGACGGUCACGCCGCUCUCCUUCCAGGAGGUCCCGUACUCGGAGAUCAAGAACGAGGGCAAAGAGGCCGACAUCAUGAUCUUCUUCGCCUCCGGUUUCCACGGCGACAGCUCCCCGUUCGACGGCGAGGGCGGCUUCCUGGCCCACGCCUACUUCCCCGGCGCCGGCAUCGGAGGCGACACGCACUUCGACUCCGACGAGCCGUGGACGCUCGGCAACGCCAACCACGACGGUAACGACCUGUUCCUGGUGGCGGUCCACGAGCUGGGCCACGCUCUGGGCCUGGAGCACUCCAACGACCCCAGCGCCAUCAUGGCUCCGUUCUACCAGUACAUGGACACGCACAACUUCAAGCUGCCGCUGGACGACCUGCAGGGCAUCCAGAAGAUCUACGGUAUCCCCACGGCGAUGCUGGAGCCCACCAGGCCGCUGCCCACCCUCCCCUCCAGGCGAACACACUCCACCUCCGAGCGGAAACACUCUCGCCCGGCUCGGCCGCCCGGCGACCGGCCGGCGCUGCCUGGCAACGGGAAGCCCAACAUCUGCGACGGCAACUUCAACACGGUGGCCUUCUUCAGGAGGGAGAUGUUCGUCUUCAAGGAUCGCUGGUUCUGGCGUCUGAGGAACAACAAGGUGCAGGAGGGCUACCCCAUGCAGAUCGACCAGUUCUGGAAAGGCCUGCCGCCGCGCAUCGACGCCGCCUACGAGAGGUCCGAUGGCAAAUUCGUCUUCUUCAAAGGUGAUAAGUACUGGGUGUUCAAGGAGGUGACGGCGGAGCCCGGCUACCCCCACAGCCUGGUGGAACUGGGCAGCUGCCUCCCCAAAGACGGCAUCGACACGGCGCUGCGCUGGGAGCCCGUCGGAAAGACCUACUUCUUCAAAGGCGACCAGUACUGGCGCUACAACGAGGAGAAGCGCACGGCCGACCCGGGAUACCCCAAACCCAUCGCCGUCUGGAAGGGGAUACCGGACGCCCCGCAGGGCGCCUUCAUCAGCCGGGAGGGAUACUACACCUACUUCUACAAGGGGAAGGAAUACUGGAAGUUCGACAACCAGAAGCUGACGGUGGAGCCCGGAUACCCCAAGUCCAUCCUGCGCGACUGGAUGGGCUGUGACCAGUCGGACAUGGAGCGCUCCGGCGGCAACGGCAACCGCGGCGACCGGCAGCUGCCCCUCGACGACGUGGACAUCAUGGUGACCAUCAACGACGUCCCCACCACGGUCAACGCCAUCGCCGUGGUGAUCCCCUGCAUCCUGUCGCUGUGCAUCCUGGUGCUGGUCUACACGAUCUUUCAGUUCAAGAACAAGGGCGUGCAGCAGAGCGCCAUGACGCAGCACUACUACAAAUACCCGGUGCAGGAGUGGGUAUGACAGGCGUCGGCAGCAGGUCAUGGAGUUACAGGGGUUCAAGCUCAGCUGUUAGCUCGCUAAUGUUGGCUAACAUCCUACAACGCUAGCUGAAGGACGCUAACUGUGCUAGCUAGUGAAUGGUACGGACGGACGCAGAGUGGAAGAGCUCUGCGGGAGUAGAUUUAGACUGUUUGUGAGUGUGAGAGGUUUGUGUCCGUCUUCUGACACACUUUAACGUAUAAGGACGCUUUAAAAGAGGAUCUGAAAGAGAAAAAGAAAAAAAAAAAAAGCGCAUCUUCCCUGAUCCGAUGAGGGAACGUGGACUUUCUUCUGGGACCUAAAACUCACCAUCUCCUUCUCAGUGAAAACAAAAAGAAAGAAAAAUAGGAUUUGGAGCAGAAAAGAAAUUCGCUCCUCUAAGCCAGACACCAACAACUUGAACUGCUUCAGAUUCAAUAACAAAAAAAAAAAAAACAAAAACAAGAAAAGAAACAGCUUCAAAAU
Messenger RNA from Stegastes partitus (bicolor damselfish), 2328 nucleotides. RefSeq names its product matrix metallopeptidase 24 (gene mmp24). The record is from RefSeq and is a predicted model, not a curated record. Gene Ontology annotation, molecular function: zinc ion binding; metalloendopeptidase activity. Gene Ontology annotation, biological process: collagen catabolic process; proteolysis; extracellular matrix organization. The coding region runs from base 1 to 1845 and encodes 614 amino acids. The transcript has 10 exons. NCBI's taxonomy places the organism in Eukaryota, Metazoa, Chordata, Actinopteri, Pomacentridae. Gene Ontology annotation, cellular component: extracellular matrix; plasma membrane.